Solenopsis invicta (red fire ant) is the source of this 3833-nucleotide messenger RNA. RefSeq lists its product as uncharacterized. The record is from RefSeq and is a predicted model, not a curated record. Bases 2327 to 3799 code for a protein of 490 amino acids. Lineage: Eukaryota; Metazoa; Arthropoda; Insecta; Hymenoptera; Formicidae. The transcript is spliced from 6 exons.
CUUAUCUAUACAAGAAACAUAUUAUUUCUUGUGGAUGGGAGUUGAGGUUAAUUAUAUUCACUAUAACAACUUCUCGGUUUCAAAAAUUAGCAGGAGACAUUGUUAAAAUAUUUAAAGGAGAGUCUUGUUACACAUAUUAUACGCCGUUUACAUGUAAGAAUGGUGUUCGUAUACAGGCAAGUGGUAAGCUCUGGGAACAUUAUAAUUAUAUAAAAGGAGAUUUAAGAAAACAAGGAAUACUCCUUCAGCAAUCAAUUUCCAAAUCCAUACAAGAGACAUAUGCACAGACUGAAAUAGAUGAAGACAAACUGCAAUGGUUAUUCCACCACACAGAACCGUGGGAGCAAGUGUGUGAAUAUUGGAAUAAUACAUAUAGGGCUAGGAACAAGUUAUUAAUGCAAGACAAACUAAAUGUACUUGAAUAUUUUAAUAAGUUUCCUUGUCUUCAUGGUCGUCGCUGAAAUGGACAAAAAUGAGCAACUCGGCUAUAGGCCUACGUUAAACUCGUAGAAGACUUUAACAGACAGUAUCCCGAAAAAGAAUCGAUAUUUCCUAAAAGGUGGAAUAUUAUUAAAAAAGUUAUUAUUGACCAACUACAGCAAUUGAAUAAACGCCUCAGUGUUUCAGAUACAGCUCUUAUAUCUAUUUUACCAGCAAUAUCUUCUGAUAAACAAGAUGCGGUAAUUUUUUAUUUACUUCCGAUUCUUAUCGAAUCUCGUAGAGCAGGAGGUUAUAAAAAGAAAAGAAAUACGAACUGUGAGCAGGAUAGUGAAAACAGCAUCAGAAAGUUAACGUUACAAGAAUGUAGAGAUGCGUUUAUGUUACAUGCGCAGACUGUUGCUGAUUUGGAUCGUGCUUUAUAUGAUUUGAAGAGAAGACUGCAAAGAAACAAAGAUACUUUUCAACCGACACCUCUUAUAGUUGGACCUUUAGUAAACAUCGAAUCAUCAUACGUGAUUGUAAACGACCAAAAGUUUAAGGUGGAUUCAUGUUUGCAAGCUAUUGAAUUAACUUUCAAGAUAUUCUUUGCUGUUGAUUGCAAGUAUCCAACAUAUGCAGAAACGUUUUGGAUAUUCUUACAAAAAUCUGGUUUCGAUAUUCACUUACAAGAGAAAUGUAACAACUCAUUAAACGUUUUGUUAGGUCGCGUUAACGCAGAAAUGGAGCGUUUAGUUGCGACAUAAUUUUUCCGAACAUAAAUAUCAUUUCAUGUGCAAUCGUUAAUAAGAUGUUUCGGUGCUAUAUUUGUAGUACAUUUUUAUGUUUCGAUAAUAAGUCGCUUCUAAAUCAUUACAAAGAAUUCCAUCCUUUAUUAAAAAUAUAUAGAUGUAACGAUAAUAAUUGCAGCAGAUCUUUUGCUAUAUUUGAUUCUUUUAAGAAACAUAGAUAUAACAAACAUUUAUCAGAGACUAAUAUUACAUAUAAUAACCAAACUAUAAAACAAUAUGAUCAAAACGCGGAUUUUAUAGAUGCAAUAGAUAAAGUCUUAACAGUGGGAACAAAUCAACGUAUACAACAUUAUGAAGAUAAAAAAUGUGAAAAUGUGGAGUAUAUAAUAGAUCCCAUACAAAUUAAGUCUGAUUCUGAUAUUGAAACUGAUUUAGAAGACGAUUUAUUUUUCGACAUUCCACAAAACGAUGGCCACACUAGUGAAGCGACAAACGUAAAAUUUGAGGAACAUAAAGAAAUUAUUAAUUUCACAAGUAAAUUAUACACUUAUUUAGACGUACCUCGUGUUAGGGUAAAUGAUAUUGUGAGAAGUACAGGAAAUCUCAUCGACAAUUAUUUACUUUUACUAGAAAAACAUUUAUUAAAUCGACUUGAAACUUUUAAUUUAAGUUUAGAUUCAAUAUCUGCUAUUAAAGAAGUAUUCGCAGAUUUUAGUGAUCCUUUCACGGAUUGUAAAAGCGAAUGGCGUUUUUUUAAAUUGUUAAAAUGCUAUGAUACAUUUAUACUUCCUGAACAAUAUUUAAUCGGAGAAAGAGAAGAAUUCCGAGAAAAGAAUGGCGUAAAUAUUAUUCAAAGUAUUUCAGUGUAUGCACAGUUUAUUCCUCUUCGCAAAGUUUUUCAAAAAAUAUUUGAAAUCCCAAAUCUUUUUGACGAAACAUUAAGAUAUUACCAAUCGCUGAGAUCAAAUAACAAUAUUAUAGAAAAUUUUGUUCAGGGAUCUCUUUGGGAAGAGAUAAGUUCGCAUUUCAUAGGAAAGAUUGUUUAUCCUAUUUUUUAAUUUUUUGAUGAUUAUGAGAAUAAUAAUGUGUUAGGCUCUCAUAAAGGCUUAUCUAAGUGUGGCGCAGUUUAUGUAACUAUACCAUGUUUACCUCCUUACAUGCAAUCAAAGUUAGAGAAUAUCUUUCUGUUCUUUUUAUUUAACUCACUUGAUCGACAAAUGUUUGGCAAUAGAAGUGUUUUUCAAAAAGCAAUUGACGAGUUGCAUUACCUACAAACAGAAGGUAUAACAAUUAAACAUAAAGAUGGAAACAAGCAAGUAUAUUUUGUUUUGUCUUUAGUCGUGGGAGACAAUUUGAGUGUUCAUUCUAUUUUUGGUUUCGUGGAAAGUUUCAAUGCUACAUUUUUUUGUCGAUUCUGUCUAAUUAAUAGAAAAUGUAUUUGUGAUUUCUUAGAUGAACGUAUGUGCAUUCUCCGUAAUGUAGAUAAUUAUACUUCACUUUUGGCAUUAAAGGAUGUGAGUAAAUCUGGUAUAGUUAGUCAGUGUGUGUUCAAUGAUUUAGAUUAUUUUCACGUUACAAAAAAUUUAGGUGUAGAUGUUAUGCAUGACAUUUUAGAAGGUGUAUGCAGAUACGAUUUGGCGUUAUUUCUAAAUUAUUUUAUUGCUAAGAAAUACUUAACUUUAAUAGAUGUUAAUACUAGAAUAAGAUCAUUUCGAUACAGUCACAAACAUAAUAUUAAUAAACCUGUGGAAAUCACAGAACAAAACUUAAAAAAUAAAGCAAUCAUAAUGAGUUCUGCCGAAAUGUUGUUAUUAGUAAGGCAUUUUUGUUUAAUUAUCGGCUCUUUUAUUCCACAGGAAGACGAAUGUUGGCAGCUUGUUAUUCUUUUAAAGCAAAUAAUCGACAUUACAACUAGUUCAAGAGUUCAUUGUGAAACGUAUCAUUUAUUAGACACUAUUAUUAAUGAAUAUUUAACUUUAUUAAAUAACCAAUUCCCAGGCAAGAUAAAACCGAAACAUCACUUUUUAAUUCAUUAUGCUCGAAUAAUGAAGCUUGUCGGUGUAUUAUGGAAAACUAAUUGUAUGCGAUACGAAGGUAAACAUAAAGAAGAAAAAAAAACAUCCCAAGCUACAAAUAGUCGAGCAAAUAUUUCAAGAACAAUAGCUAUAAAACACCAACUGCUUUUAAACUACAGGUUGCAAUAUAAUAUUUCAUCCUGCCAUUUGUUAACUCUUGGACCAGUUGCCCAAAAGAAUGUACGCGAAAUACCUUUUGUUAAUAAUUGUAUUACACCUUUUCAAGUAGAAUUUAACAUAUUAAUUGCUAAGUGGAUAUGUUACAACAAUAAUAUUAUUAACAAAAGAGCCAUUAUCGUUACAUUCAACGAAGAAGGAGUAGAUUUUUAUUUUGUGCACACUAUUAUUAUUAAUAAAGAACAAAAUGACUUUGUUAUUUUAACUAAAAGAAUGUUACAGUGCUAUCUAGAUGAACAUGUACAAUCCUACAAAAUUUAUGAUAAUACUUGUUUUGAGUGGGUUUAUUUAACUAAGAAGAAUUUAUUUAAUUCUGUUGUAACACAUUGCGUUAGGCUUAGUGAAAGCGAAAUUUAUAUGGUUAAAAAAUGGUUUUAAAGAAAUACCAAAUAAAUGAAAUUAUCAUUGAAAA